Messenger RNA from Lichtheimia ornata, 600 nucleotides. RefSeq lists its product as uncharacterized. The transcript is spliced from 3 exons. Lineage: Eukaryota; Fungi; Mucoromycota; Mucoromycetes; Mucorales; Lichtheimiaceae. The record is from RefSeq and is a predicted model, not a curated record. Gene Ontology annotation, molecular function: acyltransferase activity, transferring groups other than amino-acyl groups. The coding region runs from base 1 to 600 and encodes 199 amino acids.
AUGAGCAAGCCCGACCCACUCGAUCAGUUUACCAUUCGCGAAGCCAACGACAGCGAUCUCCAAGUCAUUACCGAUCUCUACAAUGAGCGCAUUCUCAACUCCACCUCGCUCUUUGUCUUUGAAACUCUUACGCUCCAAAACAGAAAAGAGUGGCUCGACAACUGCCGACGUGAGGGUUAUGCUGUGAUCGUAGCAGAGGAUAAGGAAACCAAGGAGACAGCAGCAUUUGCCAACUUUAGCAGUUUUCGUGAUAAGCCUGCAUACAACUUGAGUGCUGAAAUCUCGGUAUAUAUCCAUCCUAAUUAUCAUCGCCGUGGUCUCGGACGUCUGCUUGUCAAAGAGAUGAAUCGGAUCGGCAAACAAAUGCAAUUCCGCGCUAUCUAUGCCGUCAUCACAUCUGAAAACACACCAUCCAUUCAACUAUUCAAGUCAUUGGAUUAUCGCCAUGUGGGUACAUUCAAGGAUGUCGGCUACAAGUUUGGCAAAUGGUUGGAUGUGGACUUUUGGGAAUUGAUCAUCGAGGAGACGCAGGGUCCUGGUGAAGGUGUUGUCCCACAUUUCAAGCCUUUCCCUUGGGGUGCAUAUACCUUUGGUCAAUAG